AUGCUUCACACGGCCAUAUCAUGUUGGCAGCCAUUCCUAGGUUUGGCUGUUGUAUUAAUCUUCAUGGGCUCUACGAUAGGCUGCCCAGCCCGCUGUGACUGUUUACCUCACAACAAGUCAGUCUCUUGUCACCGAAAGAGGUUGAUUGCAAUCCCAGAGGGCAUUCCCAUUGAGACCAAAAUACUAGACCUCAGCAAAAACCGGUUAAAAAGUGUCAACCCUGAGGAAUUUAUGUCUUAUCCUCUGUUAGAGGAAAUAGACCUGAGCGACAAUAUCAUCGCCAAUGUAGAGCCAGGAGCAUUUAACAAUCUUUUCAAUCUGCGAUCCCUUCGCUUGAAAGGAAAUCGCCUGAAACUGGUUCCCCUUGGGGUAUUUACAGGACUGUCCAACCUCACCAAACUUGACAUUAGUGAAAAUAAAAUUGUCAUUUUGCUGGACUAUAUGUUCCAGGACUUGCAUAACCUGAAAUCCCUCGAAGUAGGGGACAAUGAUUUGGUUUAUAUAUCACACAGAGCCUUCAGUGGGCUGCUUAGCCUGGAACAACUCACACUGGAGAAAUGCAACUUAACAGCGGUACCAACAGAAGCCCUCUCCCACCUUCGCAACCUCAUUAGCCUGCAUCUAAGAUAUCUCAACAUCAAUGUUAUGCCUGUUUAUGCCUUUAAAAGACUGUUUCACCUGAAGCAUCUAGAGAUCGACUAUUGGCCUCUAUUGGACAUGAUGCCUGCCAAUAGCCUAUAUGGUCUUAACCUCACGUCCCUCUCCAUCACCAACACCAAUCUAUCUACUAUACCCUACCCUGCCUUUAAACACUUGGUUUACCUGACUCACCUCAACCUUUCUUACAAUCCCAUCAGCACCAUUGAAGCUGGAAUGUUUGCUGAUUUAAUCCGGCUUCAGGAGCUGCAUAUAGUGGGGGCUCAGCUCCGCACCAUUGAACCACAUGCUUUCCAAGGGCUCCGCUUCCUUCGUGUGCUUAAUGUUUCCCAGAACCUGUUGGAAACACUGGAAGAAAAUGUGUUCUACUCACCCAAAGCCCUAGAUGUACUGAGCAUUAGCAACAAUCCCCUGGCUUGUGACUGCCGCCUCCUUUGGAUUCUGCAAAGGCAGCCCCUCUUGCAGUUUGGGGGCCAGCAGCCUAUGUGUGCUGGCCCCGACAGCAUCCGGGAGAGACCAUUCAAGGAUUUCCACAGUACUGCUCUUUCUUUUUACUUUACCUGCAAAAAGCCCAAGAUCCGUGACAAAAAAAUGCAAUACCUGCUCGUGGAUGAAGGGCAGACGGUCCAGCUGGUCUGCAAUGCCGAUGGUGAUCCACAGCCAGUAAUUUCCUGGGCAACCCCACGAAGGCGUCUGAUAACCACUAAAUCCAAUGGAAGAGUUACAGUGCUAGGGGAUGGCACCCUAGAAAUACGUUUUGCCCAGGACCAAGACACAGGAAUCUAUGUUUGCAUUGCUAGCAAUGCUGCAGGGAAUGACACUUUCACAGCCUCCCUUACAGUGAAAGGAUUUGCUUCAGAUCGUUUCCUUUAUGCUAACAGGACCCCUAUGUAUAUGACAGACUCUAAUGACACUAGUUCUAAUGGCACCAAUGCAAACACUUUCUCUCUGGACCUUAAGACGAUACUGGUGUCCACAGCCAUGGGCUGUUUCACAUUCCUUGGAGUGGUUUUAUUUUGCUUCCUCCUCCUCUUUGUAUGGAGUCGAGGAAAAGGCAAGCACAAAAACAGCAUCGACCUUGAGUACAUCCCCCGAAAAAACAAUGGUGCUGUGGUGGAAGGGGAGGUGGCCGGACCUAGGAGGUUCAACAUGAAAAUGAUCUGA
Molecule: messenger RNA, 1821 nt
Organism: Vombatus ursinus (common wombat)
Lineage: Eukaryota; Metazoa; Chordata; Mammalia; Diprotodontia; Vombatidae
Gene: LINGO2
Product: leucine rich repeat and Ig domain containing 2
Exons: 1
Coding region: 1-1821 (606 amino acids)
Cellular component (GO): plasma membrane
Molecular function (GO): protein binding
Source: RefSeq, a predicted model, not a curated record